CAAAAUCCUUGUCUUCUUCUCUGUAAUGGCCCCUACAAACCCCGAAACCUGGAUCCACGAACCCUCAAUUAUCAAGGAAAACGAACUUCGAGAGAUGGCCGUGCUCCUGGGCAAGGGCUUCCGGGUCCACCAUCCCGAUGCCGUUGGGGGGAUUAGUUUAACCUACAAUCCAAAUCCCAAGAAAUACAUGGUCAUGCAGUACCACUCUGUGGAGAAUGGAUUUAGGUUGCCCCUCCACGACCUGCUCCGCGACCUCUGCCUCCAUUUUGGAUUUGCUCCGGGCCAAUUGACUGCCAACGCGCACAAGUAUGUCGCGUCCUUCAUCCUACGGUGUUGUGCCCUGGACAAAACCCCGACACUGGACGAAUUUCUUCUCCUCUUCAGCAUCGGUGGUUUUCCCUUUUACAGUCUAUACCCCCACAAUCAUUUUCCCAUUUUUGAGAAGGUCGAACUCAAGAUCGACAAAUGGGCGCUUAAAUACUUCAUCAUUGAAUUCCCGGCUCACAGCCCCAUCGAUCUGCCGGGUGUUGUCCUCCGCCGUUCCAUCUCCCGGACGAAAUUCGCCCCGGCAAACUUGGCGGAGGGCACGUAUAAUGCUCUGAGGGAGAAGGAGGGUCUAAUUUCCCACCACUCUCUCCAAGAGGCUAAACUGUACAAACUCUCUAAUUAUCCCCUGGGUCCUGACCCGAUUCCCUUUGAGGAGGUACCCUCCCCCGAGAGAUCGAAAGCUCCUUAUGCUGCAGAGUCCAACCCGGCUGCAAGCUCUUCUGGAGAUCGGCCCCAAGGUGGUUCCACUACCUUAGUUGUGCGCAAUCCGGAUGCUGCUCUGGAUGUUGUUCCUAUCUCUGCCAUUCCCGGACUCAGGAGGCCCACUCCAUCCCAGAAACGACCAAGGGAGGGAGUCACUGAUGAUGACUUCCUACCAAAAAAGAAUAGGGGGGGGGAUAAUAUCUCCGUUUCACCCAGCCCCCUGUCAACCUCUUCUGGUCCUCAGAAUUCUUCUUCCGCUGCAACUCCCGGAAGUUUAGGGCUAGAGCUACCCAACCCGGGAAGUCUGGACCAGGAAGCAGAUGAACCUCCAGGCCAGGCGUCACUCACUAAACCUGCGGUGCAACCUCCGCCUGAUGCAAACAAUUCCCCGCCUCAAACUGUAUCUGCCCCCCUAGAACCGGAGGAAAAAGCUGAGGGGCAGGAAGAACCAGAGUCUUCUCUUGCUGCAGAGGAUGAAGUUGAAGUGCGGCUAGAAGCAGAAAUCUCCCACCCAGAGGAUAGUGGGGCUGGAGAGCACAGAGAUGCUGGAGCUCCCUCUGAGAUGGAGAGAGAGAUUGAGAAUCAACCGGAGCAGAAGGGACAGGGUUCUACGGCCACACUCCCAGCCCCCAAUAUCCCCAUCCGGCGUAAGUUCACACCGCAAACUUACUCCGCUUUUACCGAGGGUUGGGAAGGCCUUUCCCGCGGUUUGAGAUCCCUACAGGCCUCCCAUUGGAAUAUCCAGGCGAACCUGGAGAGGAUGAGGGACUCAGUGCAGGGGCCCACAACUCUCCAGACUCGCCCCGACCUGCUUGCUCUCAAUGCCCUGCACUUUAUGGAGCAGAGGGAUCUGGCUGCCAGGGCCUUGCAACAGAAAUUCAACUCCCUGGAACAGCAGGUCCGGAUCCUGCUAGAAGAGAAUUCUCGGCUCAAGCUAGAUGGCUCCACGGAGCUUGCAGCUGAGAGAUCCAAGGUCCAGUCCAUGCAAGAUCAGAUUGCUAAUUACCACAGGGAGACCCAAGAUCUGGAAGUGCAGUUUGGUAGGUUCCGGGCACAAAUCUCCCUCCUGGAAUCAAGGGUCUCGGCUUCAGAAGACCAGGUAGGAAGUUUGAAAGCUGAGCUGGUUGAGAAGGAAUCCCGGAUCUCUGAGCUAGAGAAUUCCCUCCAAGAGGCCAAGUAUGGUUCACGCCUUAACGAGCUUGCCCUGAAGCACAUGGAGGCGAGACAGCUUGACCUCGAGAAGUUGAAGGGAGAGAGGCAGGCCGCAAGUGAGCUCCGGGCAAAGGUGGAUGAACAAGAGAAGACGAUCGCUGCUCAUCAAGAGGAGGUGGCCACCCUGAUUGCCCGUGCCAAAGCCCUCUACGAAGAGGGACAAUUUGACAUGCAGCAAUGCAUCUACGGGGUAGUCCAGAGUGGUCUCCCAGAGAACCGCACUCUGGAUGACUUCAUCUCCUACUAUGGGGGCUGGGCUAAGCCCUUUCCAUACCAAAAUCAAUCUCUCAACAUGGCUAAUAACGCCAAUAGAGUUGUCUUCAUUGAUCUUACUAUUUCUGAUUCUUCUUCGUUGGCAUUCCCUUCACUUGGGUCCCCAACACCUGAGCUCUCUUCUGGGCCUUCUCUUGCCUCUGAACAAUCGGUAACCUCCCCCUUGCCCAGGGAGGAGAAUAACCCUCAUCUCCCCCAACAGGUCUCGGGGAGUAUCCCUCCGGGUCCCAGCGUGCUUCCUAACAGUGCCAGGGCUGAAGUCUCUUCUGGCUGUCUUGGCACUUCUCGUCCACAGAAGAGACGCAAUCCCCACUCAGGAGCUUCCCGGAUGGUCUCCGGUGCGAGGCCUUCUUCUCAGAGUUCCCCUUCCCCUCAGCAGUUGCAUGGACAGCCACCUGAGGAAUGGGGGGACUAUGACAUGGGGGGAAACAGGCUUCCCUUUAUACGCAGAGAAAAGGAUGGGGCCUUCAGGGACCCACCCCCUCCUUCCGUAUAAAUGGAGAUAGGCCUUGGAUCCUUCCCUCAUGCCCACCCGUCCUCCUGAUCUGACUUCAGAGAGGCGACCGGAAGGUGCCAACGGGGGGAAUGUCUUUCAAUCCCAACCCGUUGGUUCCUCUCCAUAUCUUUUGAAUGUCAUCAAGAGAAAAUGGUGGGCGCCUUCACAGGAAUGACCGGAUGGUAUCCACGGGGAUGGCUUUAGGUCCCAA
Molecule: messenger RNA, 2942 nt
Organism: Cuscuta campestris
Lineage: Eukaryota; Viridiplantae; Streptophyta; Magnoliopsida; Solanales; Convolvulaceae
Source: the annotation of a GenBank genome assembly